Peronospora matthiolae is the source of this 318-nucleotide messenger RNA. The record is from the annotation of a GenBank genome assembly. Lineage: Eukaryota; Oomycota; Peronosporomycetes; Peronosporales; Peronosporaceae.
AUGGAACAACGUCCUCAGCAGGUACCGAGCGACAUGCGUAGUCUGGUCCGUCUCUUGGGAUUGUGGGAGGUGGUAACCCCGGCGACUGGGAAUUGUGCGGCGAUUACAGUAGCACAGGCUUACGUUGAUACCGACAUGCAUGGCGAGAGUGACGCAUUUGAAAGGAACACGGCCAGUGUAAAACGGGGCAUUCGGUUUUCCGGUCUUCUGAACUUAGACCACAAUUAUUCCCAUGAUGUGCGCGUCCAGGCUCUCCGCAACGUUGGGAGAGGCUGGACAACAAUGAAGCCUAAAGAAUUGGCGAACCAGUUUUGCUGA